Molecule: messenger RNA, 1909 nt
Organism: Cucurbita maxima (winter squash)
Lineage: Eukaryota; Viridiplantae; Streptophyta; Magnoliopsida; Cucurbitales; Cucurbitaceae
Product: protein NUCLEAR FUSION DEFECTIVE 4-like
Exons: 3
Coding region: 148-1860 (570 amino acids)
Cellular component (GO): membrane
Source: RefSeq, a predicted model, not a curated record
AAUAUAAAUAAAUGAGGCCGCAUCGUGAUACACGUCGAUUGGAAGCCCAGUAGUUCCAGAGGCAAGUGCCGGGAGGAGGAGGAGGACGGAAGGAGAAUCCGCCUCCGCCUCAGCCGCCGCCAUCGUCGAGAUCGAGGUCGGUUUGUGAUGGCCGGCCAGUCGCGGAAGUGGCUGGUUCUGGUGGCGACGAUAUGGAUUCAAGCAUUCACCGGCACGAACUUCGAUUUCUCGGCCUAUUCUUCGAGAUUGAAAUCGGUAUUAGGCAUUUCUCAGGUUCAACUUAAUUACCUCGCCACCGCCUCCGAUAUAGGCAAGGUUUUCGGCUGGUCCUCUGGAUUAGCUCUGCUUCACCUACCGUUGCCGGUGGUUCUGUUCAUCGCCGCUUUCUUAGGACUAAUCGGUUACGGCUUCCAAUGGCUCCUAAUCGCCGAUUUCAUCUCCUUGCCCUAUUUCCUGGUGUUCUUCCUGUGUUUGCUUGCGGGUUGCAGCAUCUGUUGGUUCAACACUGUCUGUUUCGUCCUUUGCAUUCGGAACUUCUCUGCUAAUCGGCCUUUGGCAUUAUCUCUCACCGUCAGCUUCAAUGGCGUCAGUGCAGCUUUCUACACGCUCGCCGGCAACGCCAUUAAUCCCUCUUCGCCUCCCAUUUACCUCCUUCUCAACGCCCUCAUUCCCCUUCUCACUUCCAUUGCCGCUUUCCUCCCCGUCCUCCAUCAACCGCCGCUGCAAUCGCUUUCUCUCUCCUCUGACGCUGUUCAGCGAGACUCUCUCAUUUUUCUCAUCUUGAAUUUCCUUGCCGUCGCCGUUGGAAUCUACCUUCUCCUCUUCGGCUCUGUCACUUCCGCCGAUCCGAUGAUGGCGAGGCUUCUCUUCAUCGGAGCCAUCGUCCUUCUCGUGUUGCCUCUCUGUAUUCCCGGCGUUGUUUACGCUAACGAUUGGUUCCACCGGACCGUUAACUCGAGCUUCAGCCUCGACGGAUCUAGCUUCAUUCUUGUCCACGACGAAGAUCUUGAGUUUCAUAAGGAGCUGCUUAGUCGUGAAGCAAAUGGAAGCUUUGGCAAUGGCGGAUCUCAGUUAUUGUCUGAAUCUGCUUCGCUUAUUGACGGUGAGAUUGAAUCGAAAAGCUGUUUUCCGAAAUUGAUUGAAAAGGAUCAAUUGGCGAUGCUUGGUGAAGAGCAUCCGUCGAGCCGAUUGGUGAAACGACUGGAUUUUUGGCUGUAUUUCACCGCUUACAUCUGCGGUGGCACAAUUGGACUUGUUUACAGUAACAAUAUAGGACAGAUUGCGCAAUCGCUAGGGUUGAGUUCAAGAACCAACGCCAUCGUAACACUCUACUCCUCCUUCUCCUUCUUCGGCCGAUUGCUCUCGGCCGUACCGGACUACAUUCGAGCGAAAUUAUAUUUUGCAAGAACAGGAUGGCUUUCGAUCGCUCUAAUUCCAACUCCUAUUGCUUUCUUUCUGCUAUCGGCGUCGUCGAGCAUGGUGACGGUGUACAUAGGCACGGCACUGAUCGGUCUGAGCUCCGGCUUCAUAUUCGCGGCGGCAGUUUCCAUUACGGCGGAGCUGUUCGGGCCAAAUAGCUUAGGCGUUAACCACAACAUUCUGAUCACAAACAUUCCAAUCGGAUCUCUUCUGUACGGCAUGUUUGCAGCGGUGGUAUACGAUUCGCAGGGAAGGAACUCCGGGCAUGGUGAGGCGGUUGUGUGCAUGGGAAGAAGGUGCUAUUUCUUGACUUUUGUAUUUUGUGGAUGCAUUUCUGUUGUAGGCUUGGUUUCUAGCGUGUUACUGUUCUUGAGAACCAGACACGCUUAUGAUCACUUCGAAAGUAGUAGGAUUUCCAGUAGUUCAAGUAGAUUGUAUUAAUUUAUCUCACUGUUAUCAUUAUUCAUUCCAUACCUGAUUUUAGUUCCUU